Messenger RNA from Brettanomyces bruxellensis, 1335 nucleotides. RefSeq lists its product as uncharacterized. The transcript has a single exon. Gene Ontology annotation, biological process: transcription elongation by RNA polymerase II. Lineage: Eukaryota; Fungi; Ascomycota; Pichiomycetes; Pichiales; Pichiaceae. The record is from RefSeq and is a predicted model, not a curated record. Gene Ontology annotation, molecular function: RNA polymerase II complex binding; chromatin binding. Bases 1 to 1335 code for a protein of 444 amino acids. Gene Ontology annotation, cellular component: Cdc73/Paf1 complex.
AUGCCGGAAGCACCAAACAAACACGCUUCAACUUCUUCGAGGCAAGACUUUAUUGCCAAGAUUCGUUACAACAAUGAUCUUCCUCCCCCUCCAUGUGCACCAAAGCUGCUUAAUUACACGAAUGUGAAGGAUCCGCAGUCUUUGGAGUCGACGACGUUUCUCAGCGGGCUUUUUAGAACGGAGAAUUUUGGCAAUUUGGUGCCUUUGAACGAUGAUUUGGGAAUGACGAUGAAUGUUAUGAAAAUGCCAGAAUGUAUUGAGAAAAACAGUAUUUCGUCAUUGGGUGCCCUCACACCUGAAUAUGGCGAUGGGCUCAAUCUCCAUCCAAGCGACCAGCUCCUUUUAACCGACCCGGUGAGAAGCACAACGGUGAAAGGUGAAACAGUGCCUUUUCUUCGCAGAACUCAGUAUAUUGCAGCAGACAAGACACAACUCCCCUCAAGAUACUCGGCAGGCACCAUCAGCACCGCUUCGGCCACUAGGAGCAUACUUCAGAAGAAGAUGCAGUUGAAGAAAGGCGAGGAAUUGGACCCAAAGGAGCAGUUGCAUGCAGUUGAGUCGAUGUUUGACACAACUGUGUUUGAAGGGAAAGUGGAGAAGUUGAGGCACCCAAUAAGGAAAAACCUCAGGGCCAAGAGGGUCUGGAACUUCUUGCCCGACACGUCGAUGCUGGACCAGAAGUUUUACGAUGUCAAAUUCCUCUCUUCCGCGUCGAUUCGGAAGGGUAAAAGUAAAAAAGAAAGUGGCAUCAAGUCGGAAAACGACCCCAGGUUGCUCACAUCGAUGUUUCGGGAGAUUAAGGUUAAUGCAGGCACGACCUUGGUGUCGUGCUAUACGACAAAUACGGAUAGUGCCAAGGAGAUACGGACGCAGCUCAACGACGAGAAUGAAAACGCACCAAUCAGCAAGCAGGAGGCCGAGGAUUCCGCCGGAACCACAUCCUACACAUACGACAAGGUCCGUGACUAUGACGGCAAGGUCAAGCCGUUUGCGGACUCCGAGAAACUUCGCCAUCUGGCCAUCACGUUCAACGAGAAGACGAAAACGGCAAUGUACAUUCCUCUUUCCGGAAAGCUGGAGCUCAGAAAGGGAAGAAUCGAUCCAUAUCUUGAGCCCAAGGUCCGCGAGAUGUCGUAUGACCAGAUAUAUCUUUCUAUUAGAGAGCCCACCAGGGAAGAAAUCGAUUAUAGGGAUAUGCUGCGGAGUGAUUAUGAUCCGAUGGAGUUUGGGGCAGAAGAUGAGGAGACGGGAAAAGGGGAUGAUGAGAAGGAGGAGGAAAAAGAGAAAGAGAAAGAUGAUAAAGAGGAUAAAGAGACUUCCGAGCACAAGAACUGA